AUGUUCCCGGCCAGGAAAAGCAAAUACAGCAUAAUAGCAGACUCAACACUAGCUGUAUCACCACAUGAUCAGCAUCUGAUGAGACACUGUCUCUACUUGGACAAAAGGCAUUUAAUUAAAGGUUUAGUCUUGAUGAAGAUGUUGAAGGGCACCACCACCAUUAAUCCUUCCAAAGCUCUGGUUAUAAGAAUCAAUCUGGUUUUCUUUACACUCUUCUUUGUCAUCUAUCUCAUCGUUCUCCUCGGACCAUCAACUUCAAGCUACCACCUCCAGUAUCCGGCAACCACUUUUAGGUGCUCAUCCUCACCCGACUGCCACCACCACCAGAAGGUUGAAGAUGGUGUAGUAAAGAUGAAGGCGGCUGUCCUAGAAGAGAAAAAAGUGCGAGAAAAGAGCAAAAUGAUGAUGAUAACGAGGAGAAGGGAGAAGCCAAGCUUCCUGAAUGAAAUGGGGUCAUCAAUGAAGAUUGGAAUGGUGAACAUGGAUGGAGAGGAUAUGAGUGAAUGGGAAAGCCAUGGGAAGCUCAUAACAGUGGGUUUUGACCGCGUCUCAAAGUAUCUAAAAUGGAAAGAUUUGUUCCCAGAGUGGAUUGACGAGGAGGAAGAGAGUGAGGGACCUUCAUGCCCGGAGCUACCCAUGCCGGAUUUCAUGGCCUACGAUGAUGAGAUGGAUAUGGUGGUGGCCAAGUUGCCGUGCGAGUACCCCGAAAAAGGAUGGAGUAGGGAUGUGUUUAGGCUUCAAGUUCAUCUCAUAGCAGCUCAUUUGGCUGUAAAUAGAGGGAAGAGAGAUGGUGGGACGAUGAUGAUGAUGAUGAGAACAAAGAUGGUGUUUUUGAGUCCAUGCAGGCCUAUGAUGGAGCUGUUUCGUUGUGAUGAUAUGGUGAGGAAAGAGGGAGAUUGGUGGUGGUAUGAGCCGGAGAUGGGCAAAUUAGAACAGAAGGUUUCACUGCCCAUUGGGUCUUGCAAAUUGGCCUUGCCACUCUGGAAACAAGGAAGCAUCGACGAGGCAUACAAUCAAUCGAAGAUGAUCACAGCAACGCAUUCAAAGAAUGUGAUGACAAGAAGAAGAAGAGAGGCGUAUGCGACGGUUCUUCACUCCUCUGAAGCUUACGUGUGUGGUGCCGUAGCUCUUGCUCAAUCCAUCCUCGCUACAGGAACCAAUCGUGAUCUUGUUCUCUUGUUAGACGAAUCCAUCUCUCAACCCAAACGAGACUCACUCGCCGCUUCUGGUUGGAAGAUUCGUAUCAUUAGACGCAUUCGAAACCCUAAAGCAGAGAAGAAUUCUUACAACGAAUAUAACUAUAGUAAAUUCCGGCUAUGGCAGCUCACCGAUUACGAUAAGAUCAUCUUCAUCGAUUCCGACAUCGUUGUACUACGAAACAUGGACAUCUUAUUCCAAUUUCCACAGAUGUCGGCCAGAGGAAACGAUGGUUCCAUCUUCAAUUCAGGGAUCAUGGCGAUUGAACCAUCCAAUUGCACCUUUAAAGCUCUGAUGGAGUUGAGGAAAGAGAUCGUAUCUUACAAUGGAGGUGACCAAGGCUUCCUCAACGAAGUGUUUGUUUGGUGGCAUAGGUGGCCAAGGAGAGUAAACUACUUAAAGAAUUUCUGGGCAAACACGACAUUAGAGACAAGUAUGAAGAACCAAUUAUUUGCUGCGGAUCCACCAAAGCUGUAUUCCAUACAUUUUUUAGGGGUAAAGCCUUGGUUAUGUUAUAGAGAUUAUGAUUGCAAUUGGAACAUCGGUUCUCAACGCAUCUUUGCUAGCGACGUUGCGCAUCGACGUUGGUGGAAGGUCCACGAUGCCAUGGAUGAAAGAUUGCACAAGUUUUGUUCACUCACUCCUAACAGGAAGUUCCAGUUGGAUUGGGAGAGAAAGAUGGCCAGAAAGAUGGGCUUCCAAGAUGGGCAUUGGAAUAUCAACAUUUCUGAUCCAAGACAACACAUCUUUUCAUAA
Molecule: messenger RNA, 1953 nt
Organism: Telopea speciosissima
Lineage: Eukaryota; Viridiplantae; Streptophyta; Magnoliopsida; Proteales; Proteaceae
Product: UDP-glucuronate:xylan alpha-glucuronosyltransferase 2-like
Exons: 4
Coding region: 1-1953 (650 amino acids)
Biological process (GO): xylan biosynthetic process
Molecular function (GO): glycosyltransferase activity
Source: RefSeq, a predicted model, not a curated record